CGUUGCAUAUUCUCCCUUUUGCAUCACCUGUGGGAACGUGGCCAAAAAAGUACUGCUUCAUUUUUAGAACUCGCAGAAAGUACCUCUGGCGCCCGCCCUAUAGAUGUUUUGUGAUACCGACACUUCUGCAUGUCUCUGUGCUCUCUUUAGGGAUCCCAGGCAAUUUUAACACGUGACCCUGGUAGUCGCUUUUGCUCUGGCCAUCGCACUUUAUAACCCCGCGACAAUGUCAAUCCGAAAUUUGUAUAGCUUACCAUGAAGCUCAUAGAUUCACACAUUCACCUUCUGGCACUAGCCAAUCAGCAGAACAUGAAAUGGCAGGCCGACCAUCCACUCCACAAACAGAAUCGUUUGGACGAGUAUGUUGCCCAGUUGCACGACGUUGAUGUGCAAAUCGACGGCGUGGUUGCAAUCGAGUUUGACCCCAAAAACAAAGAUCCCACCACCUUAGAAGGGUGUCAGCAGUCAGUGGAAGAGUACCUAUACUUCGGGCGGGUGGCCAGAGGAGAAUUACGUCCAGAAGAAGGUUCCAACCAGCAUGCUCAUUUGCUUAAAGCUGUUAUUCCAUGGGCUCCAAUGCCUCUGGGACCCGAGCUCUUGGAACAAUAUGUGGAUAGUCUCAGAGAUUCGAGUUUCCACCUCGUGAAAGGAUUCCGAUAUUUGCUUCAGGAUAAGCCAAAACAGGUGAUGCUCCAGCCGCAGUUUAUCAAGUCGUUGAAGUGGCUUGAAAAGAACAACUUUGUGUUUGACUGGGGCAUUGAUUUGAGGUGCGGAGGCACUUGGCAGUUUGAAGAAACCAUCGACCUCUUCAAACAAGUUUCGAACGUCAAAUAUAUCAUCAACCACAUGACAAAGCCUACGUACAAGGAUGAGGACAUUGAGGUUUGGGGCAAAUAUAUGGCGGAAAUUUACCGGUUGAGUCCUAAUUCGUAUAUGAAGUUGUCGGGAGGAUUCAGCGAGUUACCGGUGGAAAUAAACGAUGAUCUUGAAAAGUGUGCCGACCUUAUCUUCCCAUGGUUCAAUGUGUGCUGGGAUCUUUGGGGAGUGGACAGGACCAUCUGGGCCAGUAAUUGGCCCGUUUGUGAGCUUAAGAAGAAGAAUGUGGUUGCAAAUUGGGCCAAGGUGACGGAAAUUCUCUUUGACAAAAUCCACUUGCCACAGGAGGAUAGAUACAAGGUUUACAAUACCAACUAUAAGGCUGCGUAUAAUGUAUAGACAAGAACGAUAUUGGCACUAAUCGACCACUCUAACUCAACCACAAUAAUUAAACACAAAAGGCAUAACAUAGAAUAUAGACUUCUCUAACCCAUCCACAACAAGCCAAUGCCAUCAUACUUCCUUGACCUUGGCCAUGCUCAUUUCGUAGGCAAACCCAAUGGUCAACUUGGUAUGUUCUUUGACAUGGUCAAAGUCGAUUCUGUCGAUAGUGUCCAUCACCGAGUGAAUGUACUUGCUGCUGUAGCGGAACUCGGACUCGAUGACAAAACUGGCAGGGUACCCGUGUUCAAGGGCAGAAGCAUGGUCAGAACAAGCAUAUCCACAUUCGGUGGAGUGGUAUGGAAUAGCACAAUAUGUCUCAACAAUCAUCUUGAUGAACUCGUUCAAGGAAGGAGAGGUAUAGUCUUCAAUCAAACCCAUAUGAAUAUCAUUUGGAUCCAUGUUUCCAGUAUAACCGGUCAUAUCUUGCUGCAACAAGCCAAUGACAGUUACGUUUGCAUAAUAAUAUCUGUCAAAAACGUCGUAAGACCCCAAUAAUCCUCCUUCUUCAGCAGAGUAGAAGUGAAACUCCAACGUCUGGUGUGGCUUGAAAUUUCCAGCCUUGUAAUCUUGUAUCAAGAUUCUAAAGGCUUCCAAAAUGGUGAUGGUUCCGGACCCAUCGUCAUCAGCUCCUGGUGCUGGCAACAGGUUGGGCAAGAUCAAAUUGGCCGAGUCUUGGUGAGCUCCUACCACAACCUUAGUAUCUACCGUUCCGGGAAUAGAUGCAAUCAACGAGAAUUGGUCCCAACCAUCGUGCUUAACUCUCAGCACAGUGACAUCGGUGUCAGCAGCAAGGUCCAAUAAGCGCUUUUCCAACCAUUCGGCACUUUCAACCCCAGUAUUGGACUUGUAGUAUCUUGUGUAGAAUGACGAGAACUCAGCCAAAUUAUCAUACAUCAAUUCGGAGUCUAUUUGUGUAAUAUACUCAUUCACCUUAUCUUGGUGCACGGCCUUCUUAGGAUAAUCAUACACUUUUGGAGUAAUUACUUCACUGAGCUGCUUGGAGCCAAGGAGGGCAAACGAUUUCAAUAAAGAGCUGUCCUGACCAACUGAAACAAGCCCGAGAUUUCUAGCUUCAUCUAUAUCGAUUUUGUUGGUGAUAUCGAUGAAGUUGACCUUGUUUCUCUUAUACAUUAACUUUGUGUUUUCAGACACAAACUCAAAGUUUUCAGGACCCAAUUUGAUCAAUCGAGUGGGCUCUUGGCCUUUACCGAACACAUCGAGGAGUGGAAAGCUUGUAGCUACAACUACCAAUGCAAUAAAUGAGAGCUUCAUGGGGGUGACUGGUUUAUCUUUGCGCAUGCGCAUUCGCAUUCGCAGUCAUUGUAGUACGGCUCCAGCCAGCUCCGAUGUUCAAAUAGCAAGCAGCAGGAGCACAAGUAUACGUUUGUUACACCAAAGUUCAAGGAACCAAUUGUAUAUUUACAUACUAGAGCUCUAAGCUCGGUGGACAUUUACCCAAGCUCUUUGAUCUUUUGUUCGUACUCUUCUCGUCCCAACCUGCUAAAUGCAAGUCUUUUAUACACAUAAUCCCCAGCCUUGAUUGGCUUGUACUUUGGACCUUCUGGACCAACACAUGUAGCUAAAGGUUCGAUGAUCGUGGAAUACUCAGUUCCCACGAACACUGGAAUCGAGUAUCGUUCUUUUCCUGUGACGUUAAGAACGCGAUGCACGGUAGAGAUAAACACAUCAUUAGACCACCGGGCCAACAUAUCCCCGAUAUUGAUGACAAAGGUAUUUUCCACAGGAGUAGCCUCUAUCCAUUCUCCGGAACUGUUCAACACCUGUAAAGCAGGAACAUUUCCCUGGUAUAAAAUAGUGAAACACUCGAUGUCUGUAUGAGCUCCAAGGCCUAAUGUGUCUUCAAC
Yamadazyma tenuis ATCC 10573 is the source of this 3125-nucleotide messenger RNA. The record is from RefSeq and is a predicted model, not a curated record. NCBI's taxonomy places the organism in Eukaryota, Fungi, Ascomycota, Pichiomycetes, Serinales, Debaryomycetaceae.